Cynara cardunculus var. scolymus (artichoke) is the source of this 2683-nucleotide messenger RNA. Its product is annotated as probable boron transporter 7. The record is from RefSeq and is a predicted model, not a curated record. Gene Ontology annotation, molecular function: solute:inorganic anion antiporter activity. Gene Ontology annotation, biological process: monoatomic ion homeostasis; transmembrane transport; monoatomic anion transport. Bases 1 to 2139 code for a protein of 712 amino acids. Lineage: Eukaryota; Viridiplantae; Streptophyta; Magnoliopsida; Asterales; Asteraceae. Gene Ontology annotation, cellular component: plasma membrane. The transcript has 14 exons.
AUGGAUCGCCACAAAAAACCCUUUAGCGGGAUUAAGAAGGAUUUUCAAGGGAGAUUGCAGUGUUACAAGCAAGAAUGGAUCGGGGCACUCUGUUCAGGAAUGAGAAUAUUAGCUCCAACAGCAUAUAUCUUCUUUGCUUCCGCUCUUCCGGUCAUUGCAUUCGGUGAGCAGCUGAAUAGGGAUACAGAUGGAACCUUAAGUUCAGUCGAAACUCUCACUUCUACUGCUAUCUGUGGAAUUAUCCACGCGAUUUUUGGUGGGCAGCCUCUUUUGAUAUUAGGAGUUGCCGAACCUACCGUAAUAAUGUACAAUUACUUGUAUGGUUUUGCCAAAGGAAGACCAGAAUUGGGGAAGGAACUGUUUCUAGCAUGGGCAGGCUGGGUCUGUGUAUGGACUGCUGUUAUGCUGUGCAUUCUUGCUAUACUAAAUGCAUGCACGCUCAUCACAAGAUUUACAAGGGUUGCGGGGGAGCUUUUUGGCAUGCUGAUCUCCGUGCUUUUUAUGCAAGAGGCUGUUCGGGGAGUAAUCAGUGAAUUUGGUGUCCCAAAGGGAGAAAACGGUACAGCAGAGCAGUACCAGUUUCAUUGGCUUUAUACAAAUGGUCUACUUGCGGUCAUUUUCUCCUUUGGUAUUCUCAUUACUGCCAUGAAGAGUAGAGGUGCUAGGUCUUGGCGUUAUGGUACAGGGUGGCUUCGAAGUUUUAUAGCAGACUAUGGGGUUCCACUCAUGGUCGUGGUGUGGACAGCAGUAUCUUAUGCCAAGCCUGCAGACCUUCCUCAUGAUGUUCCAAGGAGGCUCGUCUGUCCUCUUCCAUGGGAAGCUGGAUCUUUAUCACAUUGGACGGUCAUCAAGGAUAUGGCAAAAGUUCCAGCAGUUCAUGUUUUUACUGCCAUAAUACCAGCUGUGAUGAUAGCGGCCUUGUACUUUUUUGAUCAUAGUGUAGCUGCACAAAUGGCGCAACAGAAGGAAUUUAAUCUUAAAAACCCAUCUGCUUACCAUUACGAUGUCUUUUUGCUUGGGAUCAUGACUUUGAUGUGUGGUUUGAUUGGCGUCCCCCCUUCAAACGGGGUUCUCCCACAAUCACCCAUGCAUACAAGGAGUCUUUCGGUUCUCAAAAGACAGAUGAUGCGAAAUAAGAUGGUGAAGUGUGCCAAGGAAGGCAUAAAGCUGGAAGCAAGCAACUCAGAAAUCUUUGGGAGGAUGCAUGCCGUUUUCGUUGAAAUGGAACCUCAUCCAAAUAGUGUUGUGGAUAAGGAAUUGGAGAACUUAAAGGAAGCUGUAAUGAAUCGUGAUGAUGGAGGAGAUGCAAAAGGGAAGUUUGAUCCCGAUAAGCAUAUAGAGGCUUAUUUGCCUGUCCGAGUUAACGAGCAACGAGUGACGAAUCUGCUGCAAUCCAUGCUUGUGGGGCUUGCAGUUUUUGCUAUUCCUGCUAUCAGAAUGAUACCCACCUCGGUUCUGUGGGGAUACUUUGCCUACAUGUCCAUUGAUAGUCUUCCUGGCAAUCAGUUCUGGGAGAGAUUGUUGCUCUUUUUCAUCCCUGCUGGCCGACGUUACAAAGUCUUAGAAUCGCUUCAUGCAUCGUACGUGGAGUCGGUGCCAUUCAAAUACAUAACAAAGUUCACGGUCUUCCAACUCGUGUAUUUCUUGAUUUGUUAUGGAAUCACAUGGAUACCGACAGGCGGGAUAUUGUUUCCUCUGCCAUUCUUCUUGCUCAUACCCAUUCGAGAGCAUGUUCUUCCCAAGUUGUUUCCAGGUGAACAUCUCCAGGAACUAGAUGCAUCUGAGUACGAAGAAUACAUGGGGCGUCCAGUUCAAAGCAUGAGUCUUUCCCGGAGGGAAGGAUGUGAUGAAAGCAUGGAGAAUGACUUCGAAAUGGACUCAGCCGAGAUAUUGGACGAAAUGACGACACGCAGAGGCGAGUUGAAGCUAAGAUCAAGCUUCAACGACAGGCAAUUUCAUGUUGGUUCCGAUGAACUGACAACCCGCAGAGGCGAAUUGAGGCUGAGAUCCAGCUUCAACGAUAGGCAGUUUCAUGUAAAUACGGAGGAAAUGACGACACACAGAGGGGAGUUGAAGCUAAGAGCAAGCUUCAACGAUAGGAUGCUUCAUGUUCACCGACAAAACGGUUCACCGGCGUAGAGAAGUUGCAGCCGAUUUUAACUCGUAGUACGUCUACCCACGAUUCUUUGGUCAAACUUGGCUAAGUUUUGGUAAAGAACCAAUCGUCAGUAGCAACGAUGAGAUGAUCGCCAUCCCUGAUGAGUUUUAUAUCUUCAACAAGAGCUCCGUUUUUAGUUAUAACUUUUGUAGCAGAAAUAGAAAAUUUCUUGGAGCCGAUAUCCAGUAGCUCUUGGAGGGUUUCAGGAAGACGUAUGAGUUUCCCAGCUUCGUCAUUUUUCUCCGGACAACAAAGUGUUACUCUGACGAUUUGAGGCAUUCGUUCCAACGCAGCAUAUGGAGGCGGUGGUGAUGGCAUAUACCCCAUUUCAGCUGCAUAAUCACAUAAUGUAAUCUAUUAGACACACAGCAGAAGCUAAAGAAAGAAAGAAAGAAAGAAGAUUAUUGAUCUGUGCUCAAAAUUCAGAUACAGCUUUAGAAAGAAACAAUUGGGCCAUCAUAAGUUACUAAGGAAUUCUGUAAUGGUGUCUCUUUUUAAUAAAGUUUUGUGAUUGAAACAUAAUCA